This is a messenger RNA of Carassius auratus (goldfish), 2574 nucleotides long. RefSeq lists its product as uncharacterized. Lineage: Eukaryota; Metazoa; Chordata; Actinopteri; Cypriniformes; Cyprinidae. The record is from RefSeq and is a predicted model, not a curated record. The coding region runs from base 122 to 2383 and encodes 753 amino acids. The transcript has 4 exons. Gene Ontology annotation, molecular function: A2-type glycerophospholipase activity. Gene Ontology annotation, biological process: phospholipid metabolic process; arachidonate secretion.
AUCAUUGACCGGGAAUAUAUUCAAACCCACGGCAGCCGGUGAAAGAAGCCGGUUCUCGAAGGACAGGAGAGGCUGUGGUGCUGUCUGAGACUCCGUGGUGCUGAAAGUGUCGCCCGCCGCGAUGUGGUCCGUGUUUUUCGUGUUUCUGUCUUAUCUAGACAGGAACUUUGUUAAGGGUGAAUUCUUAGACCAAGCUAUAGAUGCAGAGAAAUUGAGCAAAGAGCUCUUUUACAUGCUCAACAACACUCUUUGCGCCAAAAGCUCGGUUGUAGGAGAGUAUCUCCUGCAUCAGGUCACCGAUGGAGCUCAAGAGGUUCGCUCUGUGCAUGACUCUGAGGGCCGCCUGCUGGACUGCUCUGUCAUCCAAAACGAAAUGCAAGUCAAAUCCUUCAUGCAUGUUUGUAGACUUGGGCUAAGAAACCAAAUGAGCUCCGAUUUGAAGAUGAGUUUGACAGGGGUGUCCGAAGCGAAGGAGAACUGUAACAAGUUGAAACCAAAAGGCGACAGAAACGUCAUCGCGACGGGAAAACAAGCAAAAGAGCCGAACUCUGACGCGGCGAACAAUAAAAAGACGCGAACCAAGCGAGGCUUCACUUAUCCCGGGACACUUUGGUGUGGUGCAGGAAACAUCGCAGACCAUUAUGAUCAGUUAGGUGAAUUCGAAGAGACCGACAAAUGUUGUCGCGUUCACGAUCACUGCCCAUACGUCAUCCAUGCGUUUUCCUCCAACUAUGGAUACACCAACUUUAAAUGGCACUCCCUUAGCCACUGCGACUGCGACAAUGCCUUAAAGGAAUGCCUGAGACGUGUCAACGACACUUCAUCCCGAGUGGUCGGACAAGCUUUCUUUAAUGUGAUGGAAGUGCCUUGCUUUGAGUUUUCAUUUGAAGAGCAGUGUGUUGAGCGUCACUGGUAUGGGGUGUGUAAAAAGUAUGACAGAGUUCCCGUAGCAGUGAUUAAAGAAUCAAACGCUUAUGACUUUGGAGGCAUUGAUGUUAUUGACGUAUUGACUAUCGCUCCUCCUAAGAAGAAAGAGUCAGAUGAAGACAAUCAGAACGCUGAAAGCACAACACAGUCGUCAUUCCCUGAAUCAAAGACCACCACCCCUGAAGAGCCCUCGCUCACGAACGUGGUGACCGCUGCAGAGGAUUUCAUUAAAGUGCUCGCCACAGUCUCCACCUCUCAAAGCUCGUCCGCAGACACAGGUAAAGGAGAAACUCAGACAUCGGAGAAGAAGAGGAAGAAAAAUUCCAGCAAGAAGAAAAAAGAGAACAAGAGGAAAAGAGGAAAGGGUAAAGGCAGGAAGAAGAAUAAAAAACUUGAUGCCGUGUUAAAGGUCGACGAAGGAACAGCCAGUGUGCCGUCGAACGGUCAAACAGAGGAGGUCAUGGGUAAGAACAACUUUGCGGAGGAAGCAGCGAAGAUUAGCAUCAAAGAAAAUAAUUUCAUGAACAGUGAGCUAGACUCUGUAGGAAAUUCUAAUAAGAUGAUGAAAGAUGAUCCUGGGAGGACAGUGAACGAAAAUCAGGAUGCUGCUAGCAAUGCCACCUCAAUAAAGACAGAUAAAGAACCAGAGAUUCUAGAGCACAGACAAGCAAACGACACAGAGUUAGUCUCCUCCUCACCUGCGGCUCACAUUACCCCAGCUCUCCGCGAUAAGAACAGAGCUAAGCUGAGACAAAGAGCCGGAAAGAAAAAGCAAAGAAAAAACAGCCCUUCCACAGAGGCCACCCAAUUUUAUUUCAAGGAAGAAACUCUCUCGACUAGUCCUUCUGAUGGUGUCAGCCUCGCAACGUCAUCCACCGAGAGUCCAGCUGGCGCUGUAAGAAACAAAGUGACGCAAAUUACACAGUACAUGGAAGAAAAGGGACCUGUAUUCACUACUACACUAAAAACGCCCAUUGUUAGAACCAAAAGGCCAAAUUUGAGGCAUAGACUAGGAAGAAAGAGAAUGAGGAAAAUCAUUGUUUCCUCUACAGAAGAACCAGCUCGUGAUAUCAGCUCUCAGGAUCCAAUAUUGGUCACAGGUUCUGCAACUGUCUGGCCAGCGGACGUACUAGAGCGCCUGGGAUCAGACCCACUUGAAAACCCGACAGAUAGUUCGAAGGACACCAGUGGAAGAAGCAACAAAGGAAGGCGUGUAAUCAAAAUCUGCUAUGAAGCAGUUCUGCCUGACGUUACAGACACAACACCCCUCCCGAAUCUGAUCGAAAAAGACACUGGGUUUCAGUUGAAGGGUCCAGAGAUAAACACAACACCAAUGUUUCCUCUUCUACACACUAACACUCCGUCCAAGGCAACCCGCAGACCUAGUGACACCAAUAUGAAGAGAAGCAAGGAGCGAGGAAACCGAGAAAAGCGUGGGAAAAUUAAGAGAGAGUGAAAUUCAAGAAGCUCCAAAUGGUUGGUUAUCUUCUAGGCUGCCAUGCGAUAUGCAGCAACGUUGUUUUAAUAAGCAGCAUGUUUUUAUCUACUCUGUUUUUAUAGCUCCCUUGAUGGUAGACUGACAGAUCAGAUCAUUUUUAUGAAGCAUGUGAUUCGUGACAUGAUUGCUGAAUAAACUAAAUAAGAGAA